Pectinophora gossypiella (pink bollworm) is the source of this 1185-nucleotide messenger RNA. RefSeq names its product tetraspanin-7-like. The record is from RefSeq and is a predicted model, not a curated record. Gene Ontology annotation, cellular component: membrane. The coding region runs from base 212 to 925 and encodes 237 amino acids. The transcript is spliced from 5 exons. NCBI's taxonomy places the organism in Eukaryota, Metazoa, Arthropoda, Insecta, Lepidoptera, Gelechiidae.
AUUUUGAUGGAAUUAAAAAGUCAAUGCAGAUACAGCGACACUAGCGCCGCAUGCAUCAGACUUGAGCGAUGGCGAGGAGUUCACCACGCCACUGAGCCUGUCCAGUUUUACACGACAUCUACGAUUGUUAGUGCCGCCGCGGCCUGCUGGAUUCAGGCGGCGAACAUGUAAACGCAAUUCACAAUAACACACAAAUACUGAGUGAACCACAAUGGGAAAUCAGUUUAAAAACGUCGCUGUCAUCGCCUGCCUGAAGACCUUCCUAUUCGUCUUUAACAUCAUAUUCUGGUUGACAGGACUAUUCCUCCUCACGGUGGGACUAUGGGCGGAGUUCGACCUGUACAAGUACAUGGAGCUAUCCCCUGAGUUCUCCGGGACGGCGCCACACGUCAUCAUCGGCAUCGCCGGCCUUAUCAUCCUCAUCAGCUCCAUCGCCUUCUCCUGUAUCAUCAAGGGACAACCGGUUCUACUUUAUAUUUAUGGCGGCUUCCUAGCGUGCAUCUUCAUGAUGGACGCGGGGGUGGGCGCGUCAGUGGCCUGCUACCGCGACACCUUCGCCAAGGGGCUCCACGACGGACUCACCAACACCCUCACCUCCUACAACCCGCAGAAAGCCAACUUCGACUUUGCGCAGUCUACGCUGCACUGCUGUGGGGUGUCUAACUACACGGACUGGAUGCGCCUGUCGCCGCAGCGCGUGAUCCCGAUCUCAUGCUGCCUCGACCCCAACCGCUGCGUCACCGCCAACUACAACGAUGUCUACCAGAGAGGCUGCUACGAAGUGAUCCUAGAAUAUCUAAACAACAAUAUGGAUCUGCUAAUCGGUAUUGCGGUGGGCACGGCGCUACUGCCCCUUGUGGGUACCGUCCUCUCCUGCUGUCUCGCCAGCUACAUCAAGAAAUCCAAAUACGACGUCAUGAACUGAACCAAACAAGGACAACAGUAUACAUAUAUCUCUCUUACUCUUAUAAGCUACAAGUCAAAGUCUCAAUGCACGAAUCUCAAUUUGGACUGAUUAUAUUGAAUUAGUGUAGAUGAAGAUGUUUACUGAUUAAAAAUUAUUAUUAAUAUUAAAAGGUCUUUGGCAAGUUUAAAAUCUUCCCAAAAUAUUUAUUACAAUUUACUUACUUACUGUAUUUUUUUGUGUAUAAAAGUUUAAAUGUUAAUAAAUUUGAAGCAACUGUA